Tetrahymena thermophila SB210 is the source of this 5277-nucleotide messenger RNA. Its product is annotated as DHHC zinc finger protein. The record is from RefSeq and is a predicted model, not a curated record. Lineage: Eukaryota; Ciliophora; Oligohymenophorea; Hymenostomatida; Tetrahymenidae. The transcript has a single exon.
AUGAAGCUAACUAGAAUUAUAAUAGCCUUUUUAAUAAUUAAUUACUAUGCAGUCUCUGAAUUAUUUAAUCAUUUUGAAAUAGAUAAAAUAGAUAAUUGCGUAGAAUAUGUUUAUGCUCCUAGUAGAUUUAAUUACUAUCUCUACGAUUAAGCUCUUUGUAUUUAAUGUGAAUUAGGAUAUGUAGUUUCAAAAAAUUAUAAAUAAUGCAUUCAUUUUAUUUUUUAACUAUCGUAUCCUAAAUAUGGAAACUGUAAAAGGCUAGCGGAAGAUGGAAAAUGUGCUGAAGCACUUGAUGGAAUCGAAUUACUCCCAAAUAAUCUAUACACUAUAGUGAAAGAUUAAAAAUUUUUAGAGAGAUGUGCAAUCGUAGAUGAAAGUGAAUCAGUGUGCAUAUUCCCAAGAUUUGGAUUUAUUUUAGAUGAAUAUACAAAUAGUAUUUUCAAGGACACUCACAUGACUUUUUGUGCUUUGUAUAAUUCAAAAUAUAAUAAAUGUACUAAGUUUUAAUAGAGAUUUUUGAGAAAAGAAAAUACUUAAUUAGGAGUUUACUUAGGUGAGAAUUUUAUAAGUCCUCAUUUAUUGCUACCAAAUUCAUCUACUUACUAUCUAAGUUGUUAAAAUAAUUAUCUUUUUUUAACCAAGUUUCUUAAUUAGUUUGAUGGCUGUUUUGAUGAUAAUUUUUUAUAAGAUAUUAAUAAUUUAUAUUGCACAAGUAACCAUGCAUUAAGGGAUGAUAAAUUAAAAUGUGAAAUAAUAAUUCACUUUUGUCAGGAAUAUACAGAGAUAGAAGGAAAUUAAUUAUGUAUAAAGUGUAUUCCUUUCUAUAGACUUCAUCUUUAAACAUGUGUUGAAUUACUUGGAUGUGAGGUUAUUAGCAAAGUAAAUUCAAAUAAAUGUUUAAAAUGCAGUACAAAUAGAGUCCUCAUUAAUGGUGAAUGCAUUUUGAAAGAUUAAAGAAGUUUGCAAAAAAAAAAUCUUGAUGAAUAAAGUAAACUAAAAAAAUACACACAUAAAUAAUUAAGAAAAUAUAACAGUAUUAAUUAAUUGAAUCAAAGUAUCUUUGGUUUAGAAAAUUCAAUUUAAAAAUAGGCAAACUAAAAUUAAAAAAAUGAGGUUAAUUUAAAUCAAAGAAUACUUAAAAACAUAGAAAAAAAUUUAGAAAUUUUAGAAAAAUAGGGUAAAAAUAAAUAAUAAAUCUUACCUUAAGAUAAUAUUUUAUAAUAAAAUUAUGAUUAAAAUAAUGAUAAAUGUAAAUAAUGUAUAUUUGAUGAUGAGAUGCAAUGUAUUUCAUGUAUUAAUGAAGAUUGCUAUUUAAAUGAAGAAAAAAAUAGAUGCCUACAGAGAUAAUAAUCUUUUUACUGCUAAGAUAAAAUUUAUAAUAGUGAUAAUUGCUAAAAUUUAAUUUGUUAAUCUUAAACUAUUCUAAACCCAAUUUUGAUUCAAAACUUUGAUCUUAAAAAUAUUGAGACAAUCACUUACUUAAAUAAUUUACUUGACAUGAGUUUUUAAAUAAAUUCUGUAGUUUCUCAUAAUGAAUUUGAAAAUUUUAUCUAAAAGUAUUAGUUUUAUGGUAUUAACAAUAAAGCCAAUAUUUAGAUAUGCACUCAAUUCCAUUAAUAUUUAACAGAAGGAGAUGAAAUUUAUUUUUAAGGAAAUAAUUUCUACAAAUGUGAUAAAAUAAGGUAUCAAAUAUUAAAAAAUUUUAAUCUUCCUUUUAUAGUAUUUCGAUGCUCAAAUGAAUUGAAUGUUUAAAAUAUUUUUUAUGAAAAUUGUUUUUCAUAUGAUUUAGAAAAAUCUUUUUGCUUGUAGUGUCUUUAAGGUUUUCAUUUCAACUCAGAGACUAUGGUAUGUGAAAAAAAUAUUUAAAAUUGUAUAAUUCAUAGUAUAUAUAAUACUUGCAUUAUAUGUAAAAGUGGCUAUAAAUUAAUUAACGGAAUAUGCUAAGAAAUUUGUGGGAUACCUGUGCCAGGAAGUGUAACUUAAUUUCAUUCCUUUUAUGUUUUGGAAAAAUCUGGUAACAAAUAGACAAUUUGCAAAAAUACAAGUAUUCCGUGCAAGAGAUUUAUUAAUGAUAGAUGUUUUGAGUGUUUUGAAGGAUAUGUUUUAGAUUACUCUUCAAAUUUUUCUUGUAUAAAAGAUACUCAUUUUCCUGAUUGUAAAAUAAUAGAUUAAUUUGAGUAAAAUAAUGAAAUUAAAAAUUAAAAUAUGAAUACCUUUGAUGGCAAAAAGUGCAUAUAAUGCAUAGAUGAAUACAAUUUAUUUUAAGGCUUAUGCUUUUGUCAAAAAAUGAAUUGCUUAAAUCAUAUUACUUGUAAUUAAAAUGUUUGUUAUAAAAAAUUUAGGAGUUUAUUUAUAGGAUAAAUUAAUUUGGAAGUCACUUAGUAUUUGGAAAAAUAAGGAGAUUUUUACAAAGUUUUAAAUUGCAGCAUUCCAUAUUGUUUAGCGUGCCAUGAAGGAAAUAUUUGCAUAAAAUGUAUGUUUGGAUAUUUUUAUGAGGCAUCAUAAUAAACUUGUAUAGCUAUUAAUUAAAAAAAUUACAUAUAAAUUGAAUAAGAAAAACAAGCUUGUCUUGAUUAUAGUAUAAAAGAUAAGUGCCAAAAAUGCAAACAUGGAUAUUAUCUAAUGCCAGAUUUUAAAUGCUAUAGAAAAUGUUUGCCAGGUUAUUAAAUAAUAAAUAAUAUUAAAUUUGGUAGCAUUUGUUAUAAAGUUCCAUACGCAUGUCAUAGAUACACAUUUUCUAUUGAAGUGUAUUUAAAUUAUGGGAUAGUAACUUGUUAUUAAUGCUUUAAAAAUUACUUUUUAUAUUUAGAAACAAAUGAAUGUAAAAAAAUAUGCAUUUAUUACAAAAAUAAAAUAUAAGAUAGUUAAUUUUAAUGCUUAAAGCAUUGCCAAUAUACAUAUCUUCUUGAAGGAAGAGAAUGUACACUAUAUUGUCCUAAGUUUUAUAAAAUUAUCAAUGGCUAAAAUUUUUGUGCUGAUUCAUGUUAGGGAUUAUAUAGAUACGAAGAUAACAAUUUGAAGUGUACAAAUGUAUGCCAAGAAGGAUAUCAGCCUAUUAGAAAAGAUUUAGUUUGUAGAAAAUGUUAAGAUAAAAAUUGCUUAAGGUGUAGUAAUAAAUAAUUUUAAUUUUGUUUUAAAUGCAAUAUAAAUUAUACAAGUAUUGAAGGUAAAUGCAAGUAUAUAUGCUCUAAUUUUGCUAUAGUAGAUAAUAUUUCAGAUUGCUCAACUGAUAAUUUAGUAUAAUAUUGCAUUACAGAAAAAUAGGGUAAGUGUAUUAAAUGCGAAGAUAAUUUUUCAUAUGAUGAAUAAUAAAAUAAAUGCAUUUGCUAACCUACAAUAGGGUAUUUUGAAUAUAAAACAAAGACUUGUUAAAAAUUUUGUGAUAAAAAUUGCUUGAUUUGCAAUAAUAAUAAUAAAUGUAUAUAAUGUAUGCCUAAUAAAUUUUUGAUUAAAAACGAAUUAAUAACUAUAUGUACUGAUAAAUGUCCAGUAGGUUAUUAUCCUUUAAAAAAAAAUAGUGAGGGAACUUUCUUAGAAUGUGUAAAAUGCCCAUUACACUGCUUUUCAUGUAUAAAUAGUUAUACAUGUACAGAAUGCAAUCAUUUAUAUGAGGAAUAUUCUUGUAAUAAUUAAACAGAUAACGUAUAUUGUAUAUUACCUUAUUAGCAAAUCAAAGAUAAUUAAAGUGUACCUAUUAGAUAUUAAUGCUGUAAAGUAUAAAAUUGUGAUAUAUGUUCUUAAGAUUCUCUCUAAAUUUGUGAAAAAUGUGAUCAUAGUUAUCCUUUUCUAUAUCUGAAUACAUGUCUAGAAAAAUGUCCAGAAGGAACAUAUGCUGAUGAAUAAAAUAUUUGUUAAAGAUGCCAUCCUUUAUGUAGAACUUGUUCAUUUAAAUUGGCAACAUCAUGCCUUAGUUGUGUUUUACCUAAAAACAUGGUUGAGUCAGAUUAAACAUGUAGAUGUUCAAAUUAAAAUUUUUUUUUUUUAGAUUAUUGCUAUUCUGAGUGUCCAAAAUUUACCAUGAUACUUGAUGGAGAAGUAAGUAGAAUGUGUAAGUAAUUCUGUCAGGACUAUAACUCUUAUCCUGUAUUUGAUGAUAAGGGAGUCUUUGAGUUUUGUGAAUAUAAUAUCGACUAGUAAAAUUCUAAAUUUUGUGAAUAAAAUUUAGUAAAUUUGAAUAAAUACAUAACUCUUGAAAUGAAAAAUUCUGAAUAAAAUAGUUAAGUAUAAAGUAUUUUAAUAACUAUUAGAAUUUCGUAAACUCCUAAGGAAUGCUAUGAAUUUAAUCUUAACACUAACGCAAGGAUGACUGAGGAUGCUUUAAAUCUUGAAUUUAUAGAAUUUAAAGUCGAUAAAUAUCAUAAUUAUUAUUUUUUACUAUAAAGUAAAGUUAAUAUAUCACAAUUAACAUAAAGGGAUAUAAAUAAGUGUAAAUAAAAUAUUUGCACUUUAUUUUUAUAAAUUUACCAAGGAGGAAUAUUAAAAAAAAUAAUUGUAUUGAAAAUAAAUUUAAUUACUCAAGUGAUUGUAAUUAAAUCAAUCUAAUAAACUAAUUUAAAUACUAUUUAGAAAAAAUAAUUUGAAUAGUAUCAAAUACAAAAUUAACCACUGCUAAAUUCAGUUAUGUCCGUGAACUGUGAAGAUUUUAUAGUUUGCAAUUAUCAAUCAAUUAUUUCAUACCCUUCUAUUUCUUUAAUAUUUGAUAUAUAGGUUUUAUUUGAUAAUACAAAUGAAACUAAAUAGUCACUUGCGUUAAUCCCUAUCUAAGUGUAUAUAAUUUAGUAAAAUAAUAAGCUAAUCCCUAUUGAUAAUUUAUUUUAUGAUAACUUCUAUCCUUCAAAAUUAAAAAUAGAAAUCAGCUUCAAUGAAUUAGUUGAAGGCAAAUUAGUCUUCUUGAUUAAGGUAAGAGAUUGGAAAGAUUAUUUGCUCGGUUAUUAGUAUCUUAUGAAUAAAAAUAAAUAAAACAAAUAUAUUCAAUAAUUUAUAGAUAUUAAGAUAAAGAGCAAAAAUAACCCAACAAACAAUAAAAAUAUUGAUUAAAAUUAAAACUAUAUUGAUUUGAAAUACAAAAUUAUCAUUAUCUUUAACAUAAUUGUAUGCAUUCUUAUAAUAAUCUUAGUAAUAUUUAAUUGUAUAAGAAAGAUUAAAAUCAAAAUCCCUGCUUAUUAGUAAUAAUAUGAUGAAUAAGAAUCUAGUAUAUUUUAAUAAACUAGUUCAUGCUUUCAUAAUGAAGAAUAAAUAAAAUCAAAAUCUGAUAAAUAUUUAUUUAAUUCAAGAUGA